AUGGCUAAGAUGUUCGGGUUCAAGCGCUUAAGCGGUCAGAUGGCAUUUGUUGCAAUUCUAAGGCAUGAAGAUUACUCAGACACUGAUAGUGGUAACAUGCCACAAACCGAGGUUCCUGAAAUGCAAGAAGAAGAAGAAGUGUAUCGUGUUACCAUUGAUGAUGAUGAAAUAUUCCAACAUUGUGCUGCUAGAAGGCAACAACGAGGUAGGCCAAAUUUGCAGUCAACCGCUAAACGUGAAAGUAGUGCACAAAGAUCUGGAGGAAGCUCACGAGUUUCUAUUAGAAGUGGUUCACGAGGAAGUCGAAAACGACAAUCAUUUGAAACAACAAUAGAAGACAAUAUCACUAGCUUCAGAGAAUUCCAACGACAAAGUUUUCAUCCUGGUGCUUUUGACCAAGAUGAUUACGAUGAAUUUAAAAAGGCGGAAGCGAUAUUUAUCCCACUAGAUCUUCCCAAGCACACUAGAUUUUAUUGGGCAUGCAUUAAUGCACUUGAGGAGCUAGUAUAUUGGCGUAAGUAUUUCAUUGAUAUAGCUGCAAGCACCGACGAGGAUAAGGUACAACUGUUAGAAGCUAUGACUGGUGUUUCCCCCAACAACCAAGAUGUGCCAAAACAGUUAGGUUCAGGUCAUUCAUUUGGGCACAUUCAGGAGUGGGGAACACCACCCAAUGCUCCACACUGGGGAACACCACUAAUUGCUCCACAAUGGCGGCAAAUAUUUGGAAAAUUUCAGCAAGUUGGAAGUCAAGGAGAUGGUGCAACAAUGGAAACUCCACCGAUCAUACAACAAACAUCAUCAUCCGGUGUCGGUUUCACAAAUUAUUUUGAAACUGGACAAAUACCACAAACACCUAGACCAGGAGGUCUCUUUAAUAUUUAUGGAACUCCGCAAGGAUCCAAUGCAAAUCAUCACAGUAAUGUAGGAGAUGAAGAAUAG
Arabidopsis thaliana (thale cress) is the source of this 939-nucleotide messenger RNA. RefSeq names its product heat shock protein. Lineage: Eukaryota; Viridiplantae; Streptophyta; Magnoliopsida; Brassicales; Brassicaceae. The transcript is spliced from 4 exons. Bases 1 to 939 code for a protein of 312 amino acids. The record is from RefSeq and is marked reviewed.